Pseudozyma hubeiensis SY62 is the source of this 1806-nucleotide messenger RNA. RefSeq names its product H+/nucleoside cotransporter. Gene Ontology annotation, molecular function: symporter activity; nucleoside transmembrane transporter activity. The transcript has a single exon. Lineage: Eukaryota; Fungi; Basidiomycota; Ustilaginomycetes; Ustilaginales; Ustilaginaceae. Gene Ontology annotation, biological process: nucleoside transmembrane transport. The record is from RefSeq and is a predicted model, not a curated record. Gene Ontology annotation, cellular component: membrane. The coding region runs from base 1 to 1806 and encodes 601 amino acids.
AUGUCGUCCGCUCCUCAUUCCGCCACUCAGGACUCGGCUCCCCAGCAGCUCGCCAAGGAUGCUCCUAUCGAGGAGCACGCCGCCACCAGCAGCGGCUCGCACCACGAUGCCGCUGACGACAAGAUCGCCUACUCGGCGUCCGAUCGCGACAUCGAGAGCACCGGCCGCCCUCCUGUCGAGGCCAUCGAGCCUCACCCUCAGGGUGAGCCUGGCCGUGCCGGCAAGCUGUGGCACUCGAUCCGCACCCACAAGGCCACCCGCAUCGUUCUGGAUGUUUUCCUCAUCUGCCUGAUCCUCGGAUGGUGGUUGCCCGGUAUCAUCCGCCCGGAGACCCGCCACCGAUGGGUCAUCACCACCAUCUGGUCGUGGUUCUUCAUCCUCCUCAUCCUCUUCCACAACGACCGGUACAUCCCCAAGGCUCCGUUUGCAAAGGCCAUCGGCGCCGCGUGGACCACCUGCGCCGCCAAGCCCUUCAACAUGCUCCCUCACUACGGCAAGAUUGGUCUCGGCUGGGUCGCUCUGCUCGCCCUCUACUUCGGUAGCGCUUUCGGUAUCAAGGAGGUUCCCCAAUCGCGAUACGCCGACCGUGCGCGUUCGCUCUUCGGUCUCUUCCUCAUCAACUGCUUCUUCUACGCCAUUUCGACGCGCCGCGCUUCCAUCAAGCUCCAGCCCGUCAUGACCGGUCUUGGUCUGCAGAUGAUCAUCGGCCUUCUCGUCUUCAAGACCGGCGCCUUCUACAGUGUCGCCCAGUGGCUUGCCUUCGCCGCCGCCGACUUGCUCGCUCAAGGUCAGCUCGGUGGUGCUGCCUUCUUCUGGGGUAACCUCGCUGGUCAGCACUACUUUUUCAUCGACACGCUUUCGUCCAUCAUCUUCUUUGUGGCGCUCGUCGUGCUCCUCUCGUACCUCGGCAUCAUGUCCUGGGCCAUUCGCAAGUUUGCCUGGUUCUUCUUCAAGCUCAUGGGCAUCUCGGGUGCUGAGGCUGUCGUCGCUGCCGCUUCGCCUUUCAUCGGUCAGGGUGAGAACGCCGUGCUGGUGCAGAGCUUCCUCGACCUCAUGACCAACGCCGAGCUCUUCCAGGUGCUCACCUCGGGUUUCGCUACCAUCGCUGGUUCCGUCUUCCUCGCCUACGUCCAGAUGGGUGUCUCUCCUACCCACCUCAUCACCGCCGCUGUCAUGUCCAUCCCCGCUUCCAUCGCAGCUGCCAAGAUGGUCGUGCCCGAGACCGAGACGCCCGUCACUGCCGGUUCGAUCAACAUCCAGAUCAACGAAAAGUCGGACGCUGUCGACCCUCUGCACGCCUUCUCCAACGGUGCCUGGCUCGGUGUGCGCGUUGCUGCCCUCAUCUUCUGCAACGUGCUCUGCAUUGUUUCGCUCUUGUACGCCGUCAACGGUGUCCUGACCUACAUCGGCAACUUCUGGACCAUCAACAACCUCACCCUCACCCUCAUCCUUGGCUACAUCCUCUACCCCUUCGUCUGGUGCAUGGGUGUUCCCAGGGCCGAGCUGCUGCGCGUGGCCCAGCUGCUUGCCACCAAGAUUGUCGCCAACGAGUUUGUCGCCUACUCGGAGCUCGCCAAGAUCAAGGCCAGCGCCGACCCUCUUUCGGCCCGAUCGGUUCUCAUCUCCAACUUCAUGCUUGCCGGUUUCGGUAACAUUGGCUCGCUGGGUAUCAACAUUGGUGUGCUCUCGGGUCUUGCGCCCAGCCGUGGUGGUGCGAUCGCGCGUCUUGCUCCGCUCUCGCUGGCGACCGGUAUCCUGGUCACCUGCUCUUCGGCUUGCAUUGCCGGUAUCCUCGGUACCAAGUAA